AUGUCGGAUCCGUUUUCCAUUGCCUCGGGAGUUGUGGGUAUCGUUUCGCUUGGACUUGAAGUCGUCAAAGGUCUUCAUGAGUACUGCAGCACUCUGAAGGACCAGAGUGCCGAUAUCGCUCGCGUCCACGAUAGCCUGCUGCGCCUUCACGAUCUGCUCGGCAAUCUGAGGAAGCAGCUUGAUGCCCGAAGGUUUCGUUCCGACGACGUCAUCAUCUUGGCUUGUAUCGAAGGCCGCAUACUUCAAUGCAAAGAAUGCAUCGAGGAGCUGAAGAAAGUGGCCGACAAGUUUAAUCAGUCCCACAACAAUGGUUUUAGAGCUGCUCUGAAAGCAAAAGUGCGACGAGCUACAUACCCUUUUCAACGGAGCACGCUACAGAAGCUUGAGGGAAACGUCGACAGCAUCUUUCAGCAGGUUUUUUUCUCGAUGCAGCUCCUGCAGAGCGGGGAUACCAGCAGCAUUCGCAACCAUGUCGAGGACACAAGAGAUCUGCUUAAAUUGCACCGGGCAAAUAACGUGGCCCAGGACAUCAUCAAAUGGCUCAACGCACCAGAUGCCACUACGGACUUCUACAUGGCUCAUGAAAAGUCACAGCCUGGGACGGGCGCUUGGUUCACCAAUGGCAAGCUUUUCAAUACUUGGCUCGAACAAGAUAACUCGCUUCUGUGGCUUUACGGCUUCGCUGGCUGUGGCAAAUCGAUAUUGUGCUCCACAGUCAUCCAACACAUUCUCCAACGACAGAUUUCCGGCCAAGAUAUCGGUGUGGCCUUCUUCUUCUUCGCUUUUGACGAUACUGGGAAACAAAAUGCAUCCGCUCUUUUACGUGCUCUGAUUCUACAAUUAUCUGGACAACAAAGCAACAUUUCGCCUUCCUCGCACCUCUCGUGCCUGUACGACAGCUGCCACAACUCGGUCCCAAGAAAUCAAGCACUACUUGACUGUCUGCACCGUUUGUCCCGGUCAUUCAAGCAUACAUACAUUGUUAUAGAUGCCCUUGACGAAAGUCCACGGAACGAGCAUCGCCAGGAUGUACUGGAUGUUUUGACCACGAUGCGUGGGUGGGUGGAGCCCAUGAUCCAUCUCCUGGCCACCAGCCGGGACGAAGUCGACAUCCGGGACACUCUUAAUCCCUCGCGAGACGAAUCUGUUGCGGUCAGAAAUGAGGCCUCCGAUAAAGACAUUGCGCUGUAUAUCACGCAGAGUCUUCGGAAUAAACCACAACUACGCAAGUGGAAAGGGUUCCAUGGACGGAUUGAGACCACUUUAACAACCCAAGCAGAUGGAGUUUUCAGGUGGGUUGAAUGUCAGCUCCGAGAAAUUGCCGUCUGCCCUAGAACUGAAGAACAUCUUGAUAAGCUGCUCACUUCGCUUCCACGAACAUUGGACGAGACCUAUGAGAAGAUGCUUCUUGCAAUAACACCAGGCUUCCAAGAUUACGCGCGGCAGAUGUUGAUGUUGUUAUGCUGUGCCAAAAGACCUUUGACCGUAGAAGAGCUCAUCUACGGGAUGGCAGUGGAUCUCGGUUCAGUUGGGUCAAGAUCUGAAGACACCGACUCAGAAGAUGUCGACUCAGACCAUGUCGGUUCAGAUGAUCACUUUUCAGAUUAUCACUGCCAGGUGGCAGUUUUCAAAGACAAACGGAUGCUGCAUGAUGCGGAUGCUGUUCUAGAAGUUUGCCCUGGCUUCAUUGAACUCUAUGAUGGCCGUGAUGCGAACCAGCACAAGACUGGUUGCGUACGCAUCGCUCACUUUUCUGUCCAGGAGUACCUCAAAUCGAAUCGCAUUAAGAAGCGGGAACGCUUCGCUCAAUACCACAUGCGAGAACAAGACAUGAACACCCAAGCAACACGGAUUUGCUUGGCCAUCUUGAAUAAGUUUGACGACUCAGAUGCGCUGCAAUUUGACGACUCAGAUGCGCUGCAAGUACCAGGUCGAACUCACAUGGAUUGGGAGAUUUUUGCCCGUGACAUUAUGCUAGUCUUACCUUGGGCGGCUUAUGCGCUGGAAUUCUGGCCAGAGCACUUCAGAGAGAGCAAACGGAUACCGCCGGAAGCUAUAAGCCAAAUGCUUCGGUUUUGCCCGUACGCUUUGAAAUUCUCCACUUGGAUUUCAUGUAGAGACCGAUACGGAGACUUCGUUGAGUAUAAUCCUCUUCAGUACUCAACUUAUUACGGGCUCUCCUCGGUGGUGUCUGUACUACUUCACGAGCCCACCACAAACAUCAACGAAAUUACUGGCACGACGUCUUUGAUUGUCGCGGCAAAAGUGGGAAACACAGACCUUGUGCGGCUUUUGCUCGAGCGUGAUGUUGAUGUCAAUACCUCCGACGGAGGUGCACUCACGACAGCAGCAUCAACAGGCCAUGUAAAGAUAGCAAAGCUUCUUCUCGACCACGGUGCAGAAGUCAAUGCACGCAGCGGAAAGGCAUUAGACGCGGCAGUGGAGGGGGGCCAUUUAGAGAUGGCGAAACUUCUCUUCGAUUACAGCGCCGAAGUCAAUGCCAGCGGUGGAAAGUCACUGGAACAGGCAGUGUGGCAAGGCAAUUUGGAGAUAGUGAAGCUUCUUGUCGGGCGCGGUGCCGAAAUUAAUGCCGGGGGUGGAAUAGCACUAACAUCCGCAGCAAACGGUAAUCAUUUAGAAAUCGCGAGACUUCUUAUCGAAGGCGGUGCCGAAAUCAACAGCAGCGAUGGAGAGGCACUGUGGCACGCAGCUGCAGAAGGCCACUUCGAAAUGGCGAAACUUCUUCUCGAAUGUGGUGCUGAUGCAAAUCUUAGAGGGAAGUUUGGGAAGGUAACCGCUUUGGGGACAGCCAAGUCGUCCAAGAAGCUUAAUUUCAUCCGUCUGCUUCUCAGCCACGGUGCUGAGGUCAACAAUGGGGGCAACGGACUCCUUCUGCACGAGGCUGUGGUAGGUGAGGAUGAGGAUUGCUUGCGACUUCUCCUGGAACAUGGCGCCGAGGUAGAUGUUGCCAGCUACGAUGGUAAGACUGCGUUUCUCAGAGCUGUAGAAGUGGGCAACGAGGGGUUUGCACGGCUUCUUUUGGAAAAGGGGGCGGAUCCAAACGCCGUUGAUAAGUUUGGUAACACUGCCCUGCUACUAGCGGCCCAGGGCGGUUAUCAGGAUUUGGUCACCUUUCUCUCGGAUCCGUCUACCGGAAAAUAG
Colletotrichum siamense is the source of this 3162-nucleotide messenger RNA. It is a transcript of the gene ANKHD1-0, whose product is annotated as Ankyrin repeat and KH domain-containing protein 1. The coding region runs from base 1 to 3162 and encodes 1053 amino acids. The transcript is spliced from 2 exons. The record is from RefSeq and is a predicted model, not a curated record. Gene Ontology annotation, molecular function: protein binding. NCBI's taxonomy places the organism in Eukaryota, Fungi, Ascomycota, Sordariomycetes, Glomerellales, Glomerellaceae.